AAACCUUUAUAAAUAAUCUCUUUCAAACUCCUACCAUUAUUGACUUGGCUCUCUUUCUCCAAGAAGCAAAAGCUCUCUCUUACUUCACUAAUUAAAAACUCUUGUGUCCUAACCAAUCCGGUGCUGGAGUAACACAAAUGGCGGAGGUGUCACCACUUUGGCUGCGACAUACUCUCUACGUGGGGGCUCUUCACCCGGAAACCACCGCAGCUGACCUCGAGGCUGGAUUUUCUGUGAUUGGCCCAUUGGAUUCCUUCGGGAUUCGCAAAGACGUCGUGUCUGGGAAAUCUCUUUGUUAUGCUUUCGUCAACUUCACCUGUAUCUCUCACGCUUCAAAGGCUCUGGCAUGCCUAAACCAUAGAACCCUGAGAGGAAAGCCAAUAAGGAUUAUGUGGUGGCAAAGGGAAUCAGAGUUAAGAAAAUCUGGGAUUGGGAAUGUUUUUGUCAAGAACCUUGCUCCUUCGGUCACCAAUGCUCAAUUAGAGAGCGUGUUUAGCAAAUAUGGCAUAAUACUGUCCUGCAAAGUCGUCGAGGAGAAAAAUGGAAAGAGCAAAUGUUUUGGAUAUGUUCAGUUUGAAACACAUAAUUCAGCCAUUUCUGCUUUCAAUUCCCUCCAUGGAGCAGUGUUUGAAGGGAAGAAGUUGUAAGUUGCCUACUCCCUUUUUACUACCUGACAAUUAUUGACA
Messenger RNA from Ipomoea nil (Japanese morning glory), 686 nucleotides. RefSeq names its product polyadenylate-binding protein 6-like. Gene Ontology annotation, molecular function: RNA binding. Lineage: Eukaryota; Viridiplantae; Streptophyta; Magnoliopsida; Solanales; Convolvulaceae. The transcript has 2 exons. The coding region runs from base 138 to 647 and encodes 169 amino acids. The record is from RefSeq and is a predicted model, not a curated record.